GGCUUCUUAAUGCUGUUCUUUGAUUCCUUCUUUAUUAUCUUUUUCUUUGGUUUCUUUAUCUAUGAGCUUUUCAGAGCCUUGUAUGCUCAUAUUUUAGAGUGUUUCCAAUUUUUUUGCUUAGUUUCGUGCUCUUAUUAUGGUAUCGAUAGCUUCUUUGGCAAAUCUUGGCUAAAUCUUUGUUCCAGUAGAAGCCUCUCUCUUGAAACUUCUUUCAUGUGGGCUUCUUUCCGAUGAAUUUGCAAAAAUUCAUUAUUCCUUGAGGCUUUUUUGUGUAUAUCUUCCUCUUAGCAAUUUCAAAGAUUACUCCCACAAGAGUUAAAUGAGGUUAGUAUGUAGAAAGAUUUAGCAAUUCGGAUUUUCAUUAAUGUUGGUAUUGUUCUACUUCUCUUGGCUAAGCUAAGGGAAGAGUCAUCAACCAUCAUUCUAACAGGUUCCUCAUCACCUACUGUGAGCACUCUUAAGUAUUUAGGUAGAGUCUCAAAGAAGCACCAAACAGUGUUGGAAUUGUUGGUUCCAUCUAUGACUAUUCUAACCCAGUGCUCAUUGAAAACCAAGCCAAGACUAACAGAUACCCUUCCUCUCGAGUCUGGUUGAUGAUAGGAUGAAGCUUUCCUUGUGGGAGCCAGGAGUAAUGAACCUUUACAAACCUAUCUAAGGAGCAUUAGUCAAAUCUACUACUCAGUACUCAUUUCUCAAAGACUCCAACUCCUUUGAUCAAAAGAGGCUCUGCAAAAAGAUAGAUCCGGGAUUCUUGUUUACGAAUGAUCUAUUUAUUUUUUUAAGUUAUACUUAAAUUAUUUCUAUGAAAAGUUCCUUACUUUAUUGUAUGAAGGACUAGUGCCUUAACCAUCUUUAACAAGUUUCUAAAUUAUGUCAAUUGCCAUAGGAAACGUUAGAGGCUCAGCAAAGGUCCUGAUCAUAAUCUGUUCUGCAAUUAUCAAGCAUUGGGGCUCAUUCCUACUCUUAAAAUACUAUAUUUUCUUCUUUUCCAACUCUUUUAUUUCAUUUGAGAGCCUGAUAAGUGUUGAAGGAGCAACCCUCAGAACUUGAUCCAAAAUAUUGUUG
Moneuplotes crassus is the source of this 1065-nucleotide messenger RNA. NCBI's taxonomy places the organism in Eukaryota, Ciliophora, Spirotrichea, Euplotida, Euplotidae. The record is from the annotation of a GenBank genome assembly.